CGUCCUUCAGUCCCCGUGGUUGAUCUAAUUCUGUCAGAGCGGGUGGGCGGGGGGCCAGGCUCCUCUAUCUACAACCCUCACUCUAACCUGGCAAAAGGCAAGACAGUGACCACCUUAACUUGGUCUCUGUCUGUCUCCCCAGCCUCGUCCACUGGGACGGAAUUCAACUCUCUGGACCGACUCGCAAACAUUUGGACCCCUGAAAAGUUUUUGACUUCUGGAACACGAAGGGAAAAUGCAGAUUUAAGUAAUGGCAAUGGAAAAAGGGGUGUAGUGUUACCAGCAGUGGCCAAAGGGUUCCAGUUUUCACAUAUCUUCAGCACCAGUCAUUCACAGGAAGUUGCUAGACUGGAAUUAAACACUGGGAUUAAAUCGCGCGGAGGAGUUGAGGAUCUGCCAUAAAUAUUUCUUUUCAUGGCAACAUAAUCUGUUCAAGGGAUUUACUGUGGAAUAGAACUUUUAUUUUGAAACUAUGACUGAAGCAGUUGAAGCGCGGUCGUCGACCACCACCACCACCAUGGUCAUCGACAGUAAGGGUGGCGACGCCGGCUCACCGCCUGUGCGAGGGUCCAAGAAAACUUUUACAGAUGACCUCCGCUCUACCUUCAGCUCUCCACUGGCCUGGAUCUUGGUUUUGGCUCUCAUCAUUACAUGGUCUUGUGUUUUUGUCAUCAUGUUUGAUGUGAUGGACUACAAGACCAUUUCAGGUCGUCCACCUCCUGCUGUCAGGAAGGUUUUAAAGGAAUCAGGUCGUGGAGGAGGCCUCAGCAAGAUUGGCUCAGACCCCAUGAAGGUGGUAAACGAAGCCAUGGACAAAUCAACAAAUGUCUUCAGUGUAAUGUUGAAAUUUGCUGCCAACCUGAUUGCUCCUGAAGAAGAUGAAGGAAAUCUAUACGCAGUGAGAAAAAAAGGUGAAUUUCUUCCAUCCCGGAGUAAAGUUAUAGAGAUGCAAGCAAAGACAAAACCACCUGCGAUUGAAGUCGUGGAGGAGGAAGAAGAGGUGGGAGAGGAGGAAGGAGAAGUGGCAGACGGAGUGGAGGACGCUGGGGAGGAGAAGGAGGAGGAGGAGGAAGAGGAGGAGGAGUAUUAUGAGGAGGAAGAGGAGUAUUAUGAGGAGGAAGAGGAGUAUUAUGAGGAGGAAGAGUAUGAAGAGUAUUAUGAGGAGGAAGAAGAAUAUGAGGAGGAGGAGGAGGAGGAGGAGGAGGAGGAGGAGGAGGAGGGAGUAGAAGCUGAAGAGGAAGAGGAGGAGGAAGGAGCAGAAGUUGAGGAAGAGGAGGAGGGGGAGGAAGGAGCAGAAUUUGAGGAAGAGGAGGAGGGGGAGGAGGAGGAGGAAGGAGCAGAAGCUGUGGAUUUGGAGGAGGAGGAGGAGGGGGAGGAGGAGGAAGGAGCAGAAGCUGUGGAUGAGGAGGAGGAGGAGGAGGAGGAAGGAGCAGAAGCUGUGGAUGAGGAGGAGGAGGAGGAGGAGGAGGAAGGAGCAGAAAAGGAAGAUGAGGAGGAGGAAGAGGAAAAGGCAGAAGGAGCACAAGAAGAGGAGGAGGAAGAAGAAGUGGAAGGAGAGGUGAAGGAGGAGGAGAAGGAAGAGGAAGAAGGGCCAAUAGAGGAAAAGGAAGAGGGAGUUGAAGCAGCUGCUGAUGAAGAGGAGGAUGAGGUGAAGGCAGAGGAGGAAGAGCAAGAGGAGGUGGAGAUAGCUGCUGAGGUAAAGCAAGAUGAGGAUGAAGAUGAGGAGCAUAAGAAGGAACCUGAAGCAGCUGCAGCUGACAUUGAUGAAGACGGUGACGAAGAUGAAAUCAAAGAGGCCGAAGAAAAGGCUGACAAAGACGAUGAUGAGGAGGAGGGAGAAGAAGAGAAGGCAGAUGCUGCUGAUGAAGAUGAUGAAGUUUCUCCUGAACCCAUCUCCACUUCUGAGGAUGAAGAGUCGGCUGUGUCUCCCGAUUCUGAUUCUGACGCACCCGUUGACGACAAAGACAGUGACGAAGACGGAACGCUGUCUGAUGAAGAUGAACAUGACGAUGACGACACCAGUGACGACCUGUUCACUGACACCUCAGAUGUCAGUGAAUCUGCACUUCUUUCCAGUGAGGAGGAGGAAGAGGUGGAUGAUAAUGACGACGAUGAAGAUGACAAGUUAGCUGAGGGUGUCACAACAUCUGAUAGCGAUGACGUCAUUGCGGAAGACACCGGGGACGACCUGGAGCUUGAGCUCUCUCCUAUUCCUGCUGCUAGUGAGGAUGAUGAAGAUGAUGAACUUGACGAUCAGAAACUCAGUGAAGAGGAAUAUCUUCCUCCCUUACCCGUUGUCAAAGAUGAUGAACACCUGGAAGAAGACGUCAAAGUUGCUGAAGACACUGAUGAGGAUGAGGAUGAGGAUCUGGACCAAUCAGACGAGGACAUAUCCGUUGCCUCGUCUGAGCACUUUGCAGAUGAUGAAGAUGAUGACAGUGACCUCAAAGAUGAGGACCUCGACUUUGACCUUGACAAAGACGUUCACGUUGACCUGGACGAUGCUAAAGAAGAUGAUGAUCAUGAUAAAAUUGAGGAUGUCAUUGAAGGGGACAUCCACGAUGAUGAUGAUGAUGAUAAAGAGGAGGAGGAGGAGGAGGAGGAAGUCGAUGUCCCUCCCCUCGAGAGUACAGACAGCGGACUCUUAGGUGAUGAAGAUGAUGAUGACCACAUUGCUCUUAAAACAGAUGAAGAAUCUGUCUUCAGUGAUGACAGCUCCUACGACACAACCGAUGACGAUACAGAUGACGAAGACGUCGAUACCAGCUCACCUGAAGAAAAAGAGUUCACUGAAACAUUUGUUGACACUGAAAAAGAUGAAGAACGGACAGAGUCCUUCGCCAGAGAAGAUGAAGAAAAAGACGACAAUGAUGAUGAUGAUGAUGUUGAAGAGGUCUUGCUAGCAGCUACCACUGCAGCAGCGUUCGCCGUCCAGGAGGAGACAGUGAAGGCUGAGGCUGAUGAGGAUGAGGAGGAGGAGGAGGAGGAGGACGACAUCAAACAGGCUGCUGAUGAAGAAAAGACUGAGGAGGAGGAUGAAACAGAAAUUGCUAUCAAUCAGCCUGCUGCUCUUCAGGAGGAAGAUGAGGGAGAAGAUAAAUAUCAGACAGCUGAGCUAAAGAAAACUGUAGACGAACCCGAAGACAAAAAAGAGGAGUUCGAUGAAGAUGACGAUGAGGAGGAGGCCACGGUGGAUGUAAUCAAACCUGUGCCUGCACCUGAGGAAGAAGCAGAAAAGACUGAACCCACAGUGUGUCCCUGUAUGCACUCUGCAAAGGCCAAAGAGUCUGUAGCCAAGACUACAGUCAAAAAAGAAGCUCCCAGGAGGGUUUCAGCUGUGAGAAGGAGAAAAGAUCGUGAAGCUGUAAAGACAGAUGAAAAGCCAAAGAGGAAAGGUCUACCCAGAUUUGCAGGUCUGGGGCCACAAAUCAGGAGGAUCAGAAGAACUCCUAUUAUUCUCGAAGCCAAGAAAAUGGAAAAGACCAAGACUUCCAAAACAGAGACCAAAAAACAAGAAGCAGUCUCAGAAUCUGGACAAGAAGUUGGCCCUUGCAGACCUGCACCGGUCUACUGCCCAUCUCCACCUGGCUGGUACGUUCAUCACAUCGUCACAGACAACCCGUACCCUCCUCCCACCAUGUCAGCUCCAUCUGCUCCUGUUCUGACUGCUCACCCAGUCCAACCCGGAGCUCCACCACUGCAGCCUCUUUACCAGCAACCUCCACCUCCGCCGAUGCAGCCUUUCUAUGAGCAAUACCAACCACAUCCACAGCCAAUGCAGCCUGUGAUGCAGCCUCAACCAGAACCAGUACAGCCAGUACCACCAGUGGAACCAGUACAGCCAGAAGCCACAGAACAAGAAGCUCCUGUUAAGCCUGAGAUCCAGAGUCCAGCUGCUGAAGCUAAGCCUGCUGUAACUCCAGUCCAGGAACCAGAGACUGUUGAGGAAGAAGAGAAAGCUGCUCCCACCAAGAAAGCUGCAAAGAAAAAAAUCAAGGCGGCUGAUUCAGAAAAAGAGCCAGCAGCCGGCAAAGAGAAAACAAAAAAAGUUCUAGAUGCUGCUGUUUCUAAAGACAAAACCAAAGCUGGUGCUGCAAAGAAAGAACCAACAGCAAGAAAAGAGAAAACCAAAAGUCCUGCAGCGGCUAAGAAAGAGCCAGCUGUAAAAGGGAAAACCAAAACUGCUGCAGCUGAUAAGAAAGAGCCUGCAGCUGUACGGCAGAAGAGGAAAUCAACCUCUCAAAAGAUAGUAUCACCUGUCAGGAGCAAAUCUAAAGCAUCUACAGCAAGGAAAGAUCCAGAUUCAGAACCACGUCCUCAGCCGAUCAGACUGAGAACGAGACUAGAAGCUGUGAAGAGGGCGAAUGUAACCUCUCAGGCAAAGGAGGAGAAACCUGCCAGAUCUUCGUCUGAACCAGCCAAGGCGAGAUCAAAAUUAUUGGCAGAAAAGAAAAACAAAGCAGAGAAGGCUGAAAAGAAAUCUGUCAAAGACGCUAAAGAAGAGCCUCUUGCUGAUGACAAUACUACAGAAAAGAAGAAACCAGGCCAAAGAUACUUCCAGUGCAUUUAUGUCCCUGGUAAAAAUGCACAGUACCCCUUGCGACCUUUUACCCCAGCCAUGUCCCCCACCAUGAUCUCUCCUGCACUCAGGUCCAUGUUGGAGCAGCAGAGAGCAGCGAGGGCGUCGGGGCAAUAGGACAACCUGAACUCUCGCCUCAUGUUUAAUAGCACUGCAUCUCCCAGUCCAGCAGGGGGAGAUAUUUUAAAUCUGUGAAAUCCUUAAAUUCUGAGGAAAACCACAGACAAACAGUCAAGAACAGAACUAUUUUGUCUUUAAUUUAUUUAUGUUUUUUUUUUAUUGUCUGUGUGGUUGAGCUCCUGGGGUUUCUGUUGAUUUUUUUUGCAUUUUCGUCUCAGUUGAUGCUUCGUCGUGUUUUACUUCACUAGUUGUCACUGCCAGGCCUUGCUUAAGUCUUGUGUCUUAUAAUGUAGUAUAAAAUCACAAACACCCAAACAUGAAGCAAUCAUGUGAAUAUUUUUUUAAGUUAGUAUAAUGUACAUAAUGCCUAUAUCUAUAAUUUAAGCUGAAAGAUACAUACACACUGUUGGCAUGAUGUUUUUCGGUUUACUUUUGCAGUCCAGUUUAAUAUAUACUUUCUGUUUAAUUUAACAUUUAUACUUUAGUAUAAGUGAACAACAUUAUUUUUUAGGUUUAAAAGAUAUGUCUUUUCAGCUGCACAUCAUAUGUGGAAAAGGAAAAAGAGUGUGAUAAUCACAAAAACUCCAAAAACUCCAGACACUAUUUUAAUUUAAAUGUUAAUGAUGAAUUGAACUUGUAUUGGAUUUGAAUAGGAUUAAAUACUACUUGAAAAGGCACGUUGCAUAUUUUAUCUAUUUUUUUGUUUAUUUUUUUACAAUAACACCUAUACAUAUCGGUCCAGAGAAUUACAUUUCAUGAACUGUAACUCAACCACUGAUUUAAAGCACCAGUAUCCUGCGUACCGUGACAAGACCAGUUAGCAACGCGUUAGCAUGCAAAUGUCAAAUCCCAGGAGCUCCCACAGUUGAUCCAAGCAGCCUCCCUGUCUCUGCUCAUGAGUGUGAGCGUCCAUUGGUCUCAUCAACAUGUUAAAUGUUGUUGAGAGAUGAAUUAUGACAUUAUCUUCUUAGAUGACCUAAUAUCAGGCAGGAGUAAAGCUUGAGCUUGUCUCAGCCUUAUUUGCUUGAAACUGCAGUACAUACUACAGUAUGUACCUCACCUUAACAUGCUUCGUUUAAAUUAAAGGCACUUCAGUUUACUUAGUUUAAACUGAUACUUUGACAUGUUAAAUGGAAUUGUUGGGUGUUUUUCAUUUCCAGACACAAGUUUUGUGUGUUUUAAUGUCUGUCUUUAGAAUAAGUUGCUAAAUUAACUUGAAGUUUAAGUUUUCCGUAUAUGGUCCCCUCAUCUGAUAUUAAUAAUCAUUCAAUACUUGAAUACUGUUGUUUUUUUGAUUGGCCUUUUGUUUCUUUUUCCUUUGCUAAUCUUUAAACCUCAAAUGUUCUUGAUGAUGUGUCAGCUUUAUGAAUGAAGUGCAGUCCAUUGAAUCAAUGGAGCACAUGUCAUAUUGCUGCAUAUUUGAUCACGUAGGAUCUCAAACUGUCUUAGACACAAAUAGCCUACCAGUUAUUUUGAUUUAGCAUGCUCAGAGACAGGGAGUCUGUACAUGACUUUGAUGUGACCAACUAAUGAGACACUGUGAUGUCUACUACAGUGGAUAAAUGUCAUUUGUUUCAUGUUAAUCAUCAGCUUCUUUACUAAGUCUGAUACAUUGUCAUAUUUUCAGUUACCUCACUCGCUCUGGUUUUGUACUUUACCAACAAGGCUCACUUGUUGUUGCUGCAAAACUGUUGCUGAGCAUAAACGGCAAUUUGCUGUUGUCUUACUGAAUGAAAACCUCAACAGAAAAGAACCAAAGGGGGUUUUCACACUAGGAUAAAUCCUGUGAUAAGUCCCACAUUAAUACAAGGCCUACUGUAGUGUUCGCCCUCAGCUAACAGUUUAUUCACACUUAAAGGUCCUGAUAAUCCACGAGGUGUCCUGAUAUAAUUCCUCCAUGUUGAUGAAGUUCAGUUUCACCUGUGAGUGACAUGGUGACAUAUCAUAAGGCACUCAUAACUUGUGGACUGACUUUGAGCAGUUAUUUAACUGCAGGCUGAUGUUUGAGGUGUGGCAAUAAUGUAGGGCUACCGUACCUUUAGCCUACGGCUUACUGAUACUCAUUGUGUUGCAGGUCUGUCCACAACUUUUCAGGGUUAUCCCCAAAAAGUCUUAAGGUGUGUUCAGACUGAACCCAAAGCUAAUGUCAGAGGUGAUGCAAAUGCAUACAAAGUCAAUGGAAAAAUGUGAGUGGAUAUGGAAAGAUGAAGAUUCAAUCUAGGUAAAGCAAACUAAGGUGAAUACGCAUCUGAAAAUGCUUCCACUCCAAACUUAUCCUGCAGCUGCAGAGACAAGAGGAAAUUAAGAGCAACUUGGGAAAAAAAUAACAGAGAACUUGAGUUCCUGUUGAGUUUUAAUUGGCAUGAGUCCGAGUCUGAGCUUAUUGCUAUCAAGCUAAUAGCACCAGCUAACCCCUGCAGAGUUUGUUAAUUGUACAAUAAAACGAGGCAAAAUUGCUUUAUGUUCACUCUGAAUGCACCUUUAAGAUCACUGGUGUGAAUCUGAGUUAGAACCAAAGCAAUGGGAUGUCCAAUUACAUCUCUGCUAGUUGUUUGCUAUUAGCAUACUGAACACGUUAACUAAGGGCUCUGAUGUUUGAGUGUGAAUAUUUAACCUGAGGCUUGAUGUAAACUCUGGAUUAAUAAGUCCAAGUGUGAAAUGAGGUUAAGCUAGCCCUGAGCUUUCUGUCGGUCUGCUGGGUUAAUGUCAACAGGCCCAGGCAGAAAUGUUGUUAAGAGUCCUCAUGUUUCUUGGCCAAAUGAGUUCUGCCAACCAUUUACAGUGGCAAACUACUGAGUGUGUGUGGUUGUUGGAGUGGCAUUUGAAAGACACCUGGCGUCUGUUUACUUCAGGUGUUGUUAUUCAUAGAUGAAUAAUUUUUAUAAUGAAUUCCAGUGGGGAGAUGCAGCAGCAGGUUGGUGCUCUGUGAUGUCUGGAGGUCCUAAAAUGUCAGCUGCUCUGCAGCUGUGUGAUAUUAACAGACAGUAAUUACAACAUACAGCAGCAGUUUUGUGCUGUAAUUAUGUUUUUAAAUCUUAACUAAUCUAAUCUAAUCUCAAGACUAUAUACAACAGGUUUCAUAGCUUUCAUUAGUAUUGGCGUGAACCUUAAAAGUGGAAUACUGGAUUUGCCCUUUACUAUAAAUCUGUGAAUACAUGUUCUAAAUAUAGGUGCAGAAAUUUGUACAUUGCUGUUAUGAGCAAGGCAAUUUCCCCCCUGCAUGUUGUCAUCUGCUGCAGUUUGGAAAGGGUACAGUGUGUGCUCUUAUCAAUAUGUUUGAUUUUAGUUUUUCAAUAGUUGCUGAACAAGUUACACAGAGACCAUGUUUUAUUUAGAAAACAUUUUGGACUGGGUUUCCCAUAUUUGUUUAUCAGUGACUUAGUAUAUUUUCAUAAUUUUAUGUAUUUUCACAGUCUAACGCUCUUAAAGUCAAUACUAGUUUUUACAAUUCUUCAGUACUCUCCACUUAAUCAACCUGACCACUUGCCAUUACAGGUUUUCUCUGGAGUUUUUGACCACUAGGAGUGCUGUAGAGCAAUAUUUCAAGGAAGACAUACAACACAAAUAAAAUUUAGCUUGAAACCUUUUGCUUGCUAUUAAGUCAAUGAAUCAAAGCUAAUAUUUUUGGACAUGCGUAACUUGUUACAUGGUUACUAGUCUAACUAGUAGGUUAACUGGGUUCUCUGAGAAGUGAGUGAGGUUUGAAAGAGAAAUACCCAGUUUCUAGCAUGGCUUGCCAGUCACAUUACCUUAUGUUAUAGAAAAGGUAUUUAUUUCCUUUUAAAUGACAGAGACGAGUAAUGCUCUGUAAUAUCCCUGAUUUCACAUGAUUCCCAUUAGAAGAAACACAGCAAUAAAAGAGGAGAAUACUGCAAGUUGAUGCAAAGAACACAGUUUUUAAAACAUUAAAACAUUAAAAUUAUUCAUUGAAAACUGUUCAAAGUAUCUUUAACAUACCAACUAAACCUAUAGCUAUAUUUAAUUUACUUUAACAUUAGCAUAAACAGAUAUCAAUCAGAUAUGACAUCUUUGCUAUUGUUCUUUGGAGCAUAUGGGUCGAUUAAGAAACGCGACCUGUUUAGAGCAAAAAUGUCACAGUGAAAUAUGAUCUAAUGAUUAAAUUGGAUUUGAGCAUUAAGUUUUGCAGUAGAAGGCAUCUAGUGAAGUUAAUUUGAGACCAACAUACUUGAUAGAGUGAUAGAAUAAUAUAAAACCCAAAUCAACUCAUAGUGCUUUUUUCAUUAAGACAUAUGGUGAAGACUAGCAGUGUAAAAAAAGGGAAACAAGCAGUAAAUGUUGGUAUCAUGCAGUAUAUGAUAUGGCUCUUGUUUAUAGCACAGUGUGACAAUGAUUUGCUGGUUUUCUUCCCUUCCCUAAGGAGGAGUCAGGCGAUUUUAAACCAGAUUCAUGCCAUGUGUGAACCCUGGAGGAAAAUGUAUUUUAGUUUCAUACCUGCUUCAGAGUAAAUGUUUUUAAAAAUACCUUUGUAAUGGGUUUCACUAAAGAGGUGUUACUAAAUGUCAUUUAAACUCUUCUGUUCACUUCAUAUUUGCUGAUGUUUAAUCACCAAAAACGGUGCCAUCAUGGGCUUGUUUUUGUGAAUGAAAUCUAAAGUAUUAGUCUGAAAGGUUUCAAGAUUUGAAUUCAGUCAGAGAUAUGAAGAUUGCAUUUUAAUUUCAGCACUAAGAACAGAUUUAUUGCCGUGGUGUUUUUGAAACAAUUUAUUUUACACUGAACAAAUACAGUUUGAGGUUGUUUGGUUUUUUCAGAAUGAUCAGUUAUUUUGUUAAUGAUUUCUUAUGCAGUUUGCAUGAUGGUGUAAUUUAAAGGAAGACAGCGUUACAUUUUUGAGCUGUGAGCUCAGUUGUAAUUCAGUUUCACACACAAACACCUCUCUGCAGUGUAAAAUACACAUUAGCCAACAGUCAGUCAGAUGCUGUAAAAAGACUGUAGAUAAUAGUUUAUUUUAUUUGUUGCACUGGAGACUGAUCACCUAAUUAGGUCUCACACUGAAAGAGAUAUAGAUUAAUUCACUGGUUUGCUCAGAAAAUUACAAGGGAUUUUUUUUUGUUCAGUAUCAUCAGACUGUCAUGUGGGUGAUCAUUUUAACUAAUUUUCAAAAACAGACAGUAUAAACUACCAGUUGCAUGUAUUAUAAAUCAGGGGUGUACGAUGUAGUCACAUGUUAAGCCUAGCAGCCAGACUAAAUCGCAGUUUUAAACAUUUCUGGAGCCAAUUAAAUGUCAUAAGAGGCAGUGUAGGCUGCUAAAAUGGCACUUAAGGGACUCUACUGAGGAUGUCUGCUGUGGUAAUAUGUAGAAUACAAUCACCAAAAUGAAUUUUGUGAGUCAUAAUUUCAAUAAAUACUUGCCGAAAUUUGUGAGGCUA
This is a messenger RNA of Micropterus salmoides (largemouth bass), 10087 nucleotides long. Its product is annotated as probable serine/threonine-protein kinase kinX. Gene Ontology annotation, cellular component: sarcoplasmic reticulum; membrane. Bases 473 to 4696 code for a protein of 1407 amino acids. NCBI's taxonomy places the organism in Eukaryota, Metazoa, Chordata, Actinopteri, Centrarchiformes, Centrarchidae. The record is from RefSeq and is a predicted model, not a curated record. Gene Ontology annotation, molecular function: signaling receptor binding. The transcript has 32 exons.